UGGUGCUGUUGAAAAGUCUCAAAAAAGUUGCCGAUAACAGAGCCCGUCAACUGGACUAAGCUAGUUGAAGCAACGCCAAGAGGCGGUGACGACUGGCAAUCCGAUUAGAUAAGUACGGUGGUACCGCAUUGAACGUCUAUGUUUUUCAUACCGUUGCCAACACUGGUCAAAGGUGAACAACAGAUUCCAUGUACGCUCUACGAUACUGGCCACGAAGACGAGCCAAUGGCCUCUUCUAUAAAGGUGUGCGAUAUUCUCAUCAAGCUGCUAUCAUGAACCCGCAAGCAGACACAUUUCAACCAGCGUCGCCUCGUUUGGAGAAGUCUGGUGCUGCUCCUCAGAAAAGCAGAGACGGUGUCUCUACAGACGAUAUCGACGCCGUUACCCAAUCACUCAAAAAAGUUUCGAUCAAAGGCAGAAAUUCCUCCCAAGAUUCCCCCAAACCCACCAAACACUCAAGUUCUCGAGCCUUCAUUCCAAACGACCGAAAUCCAAAGUGGCACACGAAUCAAGGCAGAAAUAUGAAUGGAACUCCAUCUGCAAAGGUUCGCAGAGACGCAAUUAUCCCACCAUCUCCAGAGUCAGGGGGUAUACCGAAUCCUUCUAAAGCCUACCUUUCUGCGAGCAAUGAGCCUGUACGCCAGCUUCCCCAAGCUCAACAUCUCCUCGUCGUUGUCGAUCUGAAUGGCACACUUCUCUUCCGACCCAACAGGCGAGCACCCUCGAAGUUCAUCGCCCGGCCAAAUACAGCCAGGUUCCUUAGAUAUUGUAUCAACACUUUCACGGUUGUGAUCUGGUCGUCUGCAAGGCCGGAGAACGUCAAACUCAUGUGUGACGCCAUUCUUGACCAGGAACUGAGACGCAAGGUCGUGGCAAUAUGGGGACGAGAAAUGUUUGGUCUUUCACCUAUCGAUUACAAUGCGAGGACUCAGUGCUACAAGAGAUUGACAAAGCUAUGGGAUGAUCCUAAGAUCGCGGCAGCUCACCCUUCAUUCGAGUUCGGCGGGAGAUGGAGUCAUGUGAACACGGUUUUGGUGGAUGAUUCGCCCGAGAAGGGGAGAACUGAGCCUUUCAACAUGAUCUCGAUCCCAGAGUUCUUUGGCGAUGAGAACGAGCCAGGACAGAUCCUGCCACAGGUUCAUGAUUACUUGAACAGCCUCAGUAUGCAUUCAAAUGUUGCUGCCUACCUCCGAGCCCGUCCUUUCAGAGCUGCUCUACCAGUCGCAGGUCAAACCAUACAAUACCAUGCAUAAGGCAGCUAGCAAGUGAUUAGAAAGUGGCCUCAAGAAUCGGAGGCUUGCUAAGUGUGAGCAUCUCAAACCUUCCUCUAUGAACUCUCCUGAUGUGCUAUAGAACAGCGACAACUGUCCAGGCUCGACAUCUCUACGAUUACGCCCUACAGAGACGCAUUGAGCUGGGAUCUAUGAGAUUCAAACACCGAGAGGUUAUGCAACAGAUGAACGCCCAUGCCGGGGCACGAUUUUCCUUUGUGCAAUUCCCAACAAGCAGUAGAAAAUCAAAACACAUAAUUACAAGGUGCAUAGAUGGUUGAC
Messenger RNA from Cadophora gregata, 1553 nucleotides. RefSeq lists its product as uncharacterized. Bases 189 to 1253 code for a protein of 354 amino acids. Gene Ontology annotation, molecular function: phosphoprotein phosphatase activity. The transcript has a single exon. The record is from RefSeq and is a predicted model, not a curated record. Lineage: Eukaryota; Fungi; Ascomycota; Leotiomycetes; Helotiales; Ploettnerulaceae.